ACAAAUCAGAUGCAAACAGAAUCUUUAACGGCAUGUCCCAACACUGUGUCACCAGUGCCAUUAAAUAAUCUGACCAGUGCUCCAGGGUUUGGAACAGUUAUUCCAAAUCGUGUCUUUGUAGGAGGAAUUGAUUUUCAGACUAAUGAAAAUGAUCUGAGGAAGUUUUUUGCUCGGUAUGGCAGUGUGAAAGAAGUGAAGAUAGUAAAUGACGGAACUGGAGUAUCAAAGGGGUAUGGCUUCAUUACUUUUGAAACAGAUGAAGAUGCACAGAAGAUUUUACAAAGGGGUAAAAAACUUAACUAUAAGGAUAAGAAAUUGAGUAUUGGUCCAGCAGUAAGAAAACAACAAAUACGGAGACCUUGUUCUGCUGUAAUACCAGAAGCUGGUACAAUGUACUUAACUACUUCAAGUGGAUAUCCUUAUGUUUACUGUAAUGGAGUGGCUUAUUUUCAUACGCCUGAAGUUGCUUCUGUUCUGCAGCCGUGGCCAUCAUGCUCUGUUUCCAGUUCACCUGUGGUGGUAGCUCAACCAGUUUAUCAGUCUCCUACAUACCAUUAUCAGUCACCAACACAGUGUCUUCCAAGGCAGUGGCAGUGGUCUGUUCCGCAGUCUCCAGCCUCUUCACCUUCAUUCUUGUGUCUGCAACCAUCUGAAGUCAUUUAUCAGCCAAUGGGGAUUACUCAGGGAAGUGGAUGUAUAACUCCGCCUGUCCUAGUGGAAGCUGCAGUUCCUGAGCUGUAUUCUGAUCAUGGAGCUCAAGCACCACAUCACCAACCUUAUGCUCAGAGUGCCAUAGCCGUGCCUGCAUCUUUAAGAGUAAUAAGACACUAUGGAGCAUUCAAUAUUAAACCAUUUGGGCAGCUCUAGUCUACCUGUACUGAUUUCUUGUCCAGUUGUUCCCAUGUGGCUGAGAUCUAUCAUCAACAUACCAGCUAG
Molecule: messenger RNA, 936 nt
Organism: Cariama cristata (Red-legged seriema)
Lineage: Eukaryota; Metazoa; Chordata; Aves; Cariamiformes; Cariamidae
Gene: BOLL
Product: boule-like RNA-binding protein
Molecular function (GO): RNA binding
Source: RefSeq, a predicted model, not a curated record